AUGGUCGGCGGGCGUUUUGAUGGCGACGCCCGUUGGGACUGUCAAGUGCAGGUGGGCGUGGUGCUUGAUUUGGCCUUUAACUUGCGACGGGUGGGCGUGGAGGAUCAACCAAUUAACCAACCUUCUCCCCCCCCACAGGAAGUCCGCGACCUGCUGUCAGGCUACCUGGUGCACAGCGUUCAGAUCACGCCCUCCAACGGCACGGCGCGCGUCCUGCUGGCGGAACCGGAGGUGCUGGAGACGUGGGCCAAGUCGUCGCAGCACACCUUCCGGGGGCACAAGGUCACCAUCUCGCCCUCCAACACAGAGGGCCUGCUGUGCGUCUCCAGGCUGCCCCUCGACCACACCGAGGAGGAGUUUGCCGGCCUCGUGGGCGCGCUGGGGGAGGUGUCCUACUGCUUCCUCAUGCGCUCCGAGAAGACAGGAGAGAGCAAAGGCUACGGCUUCGUGGAGUACGUGACGAAGGAGGUGGCGCUGCAGGCGAAGUCGGUGCUGGACGGGCGCGAGACGAGGGACACGGUGCUGGUCUGUGAUUGGCUGGACCCGAGUCACGUGACCUUCGCCUCCUUGCACUCCACCUGCCUCUACGUCGACCAGCUGCCGAAGGACUACCGCGACAUGGGCGAAUUCCGUCGGAUUUUCAGCAAGGUCACCAACCCUCCGUACUGCCAGAUUGCCAUGCGGAACGGCGCCCUCCAGGACUGGGGUCUGGUGGAGUUCAUCAGCGCAGAGGACGCCGAGGAGACGCAGUCGUCGCUGCACAACUACGUCCUUCGGGGCCAGAGACUCCGCGUCCAGUACUGCAUCCCCGGCGUGAGGGCCAUCAACAUCUAUAUGAAGAUCCUGAGCGACCCGGGUCUGAAGAAGAAAUCGGCGCUGCUUCCCGAGCCGCCGGCCAACAAGGUCUUCUCCCAGCUGCAGAAUCUCACCAAACACAACCCUGCGUUCGCCACCAGCCUGCAGAACAUCAUCCUGACGCAGAUCCAGUCGCUGGGGGUGAAUCCCGGGGAGGGCGGCCCCCCCGUGCCGCCCCCCCCCCCGGCCCUCCCCGGGGGCCGAGGCCCCCCACCAGCACGAGUUCGGUGCGCCCCCCCCAGCCGCCCCCGCGGCCGGCGUCCCCCUCCAGCGCCACCGUGCUCAACACCAACGCGCAGGCCGCCCUCGUCAUCCUGCUGGCCGCCCAGAUGCAGCUCCAGCAGCAGCAGCAGAGCCAGCAGCAGCAGUCGCAGCAGCAGGGCGCCCCCGGCGGGGCGAACCUGCUGGCCAGCCCGCACGUGCUCAACCUGUUGCAGUCGCUGGUGCAGCAAGGCGACCCGCAGGCUACGCCCCACCGCGCGCCCGCGCCCGAGGCCACCAACGGCUACUCGAAGCCGCAGGGCGCCGCCGCCAGCGCCGCCAGCAACGCCGCUGCUGCCGACGCCCGGCUCGGGAGGCUACGGCGCCGGGUCGUGGGAGGAGGGCGCGCCGGCGGCCGGCGGGGGCGAGGGCGAGAACGGCCUAACGCCCCUCCUGUCGGGGCUGCUGACCAGCCUGCCCGGCCUGGCCACCCCGAAGGCCACCAAGGACGACCUGCAGGGCACCAUCUCCACGCUGCUCUCCAACGCCCACAGCCUGCAGCAGCUGCUCGGCACCCUCACCGCCAACGAGCAGCAGCCGCCGCCACAGCAGCAGCAGCAGCACCCGCAGCAGCUGCAGCAGCAGCCGCAGGCGCAGGUGCCGCCGCCCGCGCCGCCCCUGGACGCGAGCCACGCGGCGCUGGUGUCGGCGGCGACGCUGCUGCCGCCGCCGCACAUCAGCACGUCGGCCCCGCCCCCCAUGUACCCCUCCAGCCCCCUCAUGUCCAUGCUGCUGACGGCGGCGGCGCAGCCGGCCAAGCCCGCGCUGCUGGGCGACGGCCCGCUCCGCCCCGAGCACCCCGCCGCCGCCUACAUCCCCGCCCACCUGGCCCCGCCGCCCAUGGAGCAGCCGCCGCCCCCGCCCCCCGUCUCGUCCGCCCCCGCCUUCCUGUUCGCCUCCCCCGUCACCUCCAGGGUCACCACCUCGUGGUCGCCCCCGCCCAUGGCUCCCCCCCCGGCCCUGCUGCAGCCGCCCAUCCUCCACCCCGCCGCCCUCCCGCCCCACCCGCGCCUCCUGAACCCGCUCUACCUGACGCCCACCAAGGGCAUGGCGCCGCCCGCGCACUCCUUCGGGCCCGCGCCCCCCCACGCCGGCUACAGCACGCCCAUCGGCCACAAGCGCAAGAGCAACCACAUCCUGCCGUCGCCCGAGCCCUCGCCCGAGAACGGCUACGUGGGCCAGCACUCGCAGGGCAUCGGCGGCCACUACCAGGACUCGUACCUCACCAAGAAACUCAAGAAACACUGAGGGGGGAGCCGCCGCCGCAGGGGGGAGCCGCCGCCGCCGCCGCCGCCGCCGCAGGGGGGGCGCCCGGCGAAGGAGAGGCCGCGGGACCUCCAGAGGCCGCCCCCCGCCCCCUUCCCGUCUCCCCGAGAACAGAAAACACGCCCGCACGCCCACACCACACGGACACAAGCCCAUUCACACACAGCCACACAAACAAACCUCUCCUCGAACAUAUUCAUCUCUGGUUCUUUCCCCCCAGUUCUUAUUAUUUGUAAAUCUUAGAGUUAGGUUUCGCUUCUUCCAAGGUACAGACACAGUUUAACCACUUGUGCUUGAGAUGUAAAUAGAGUCCCGGCGAGGGGCGCGAGAGGCUUAGGGAACAGGGCUUUUUAGGAGCAUUCUUAGUCUUCGGAGAGAAUACUACUUGCAGAGUAUAUUGGUCAAGUUUUAUUUAAUUUCUAAUUAUAAUUAGAAUGUUCUAUAUUUAAAAGGGAAGUGUAUAUUAUCAUAUCAUAUGAAGGUAUAAGCAGCUGAGGAAUCUUCUACAGUAUAUAUAUAGAUAUGCGUAUAUCUACAUACUAUAUACCUACAGUAUAUCAAAAAACAAACUUGCAAAUCUAGAACCAACGUAGCAACUACCACAUACACAAAACAAAGUGCCUUUCAGAGCAAGAGUAGUGACUAUUUUAGCUGCUUUUUAAUUUAUUCUGGAGUUUGUGAAUAUCGAGUUUCUGAUAUUGAAGAAGUUUUGUAUGAAGCAUUAUUUUCAUACUAGUUUACUGAAGCAAAGGAAUUUGGAACUUAUGUACAGUGUGUCCUCAACAUAACGCUGGGCUGGGGACUCGCAGGUGCAGGAUGUGUGUGUAUGUCAAUAAGGGUCAUUUCUUUAAGGUUUAGCAUUAAGUGGUUGGGUCUUAUGCAUAGUGGUAAUAUAGCCCUAUCUUGUCCCCUGCCCAGUUGUUUGUUCUUAAGUAUGCUGAACUUCUUAUUCAUACGAUUUGAACACCCUCCCAGUCUUUACAGUGAGUAUUGUACUGUAAUUCAGGACUUUAGGGCGUAUUUAAGAGUCUUGUAAAAAAAAAAAAAGAUAUAGAUAUAUAUAAACAUACCACAGGCUUUUUGAGGCAUUACAUAAACGAAUGGCAUUGUGUAAUUGGCUUGCGUUCCCAUAAGGAUUGUAUGGGAAUUGGAACAGACACACACACACACACGGUACACACUUACACACACACACACACACACACACACACACGGUACAUACACACACACACACACACACACACACAACAGUUAUCGUUGGCUUUGCCCUUGCGACGAAGAGGUGAGAAUGAGAGUUAAGUGGUUCGUCUCUCUCUCUCUCUCUCUCUUUCUCUCUCCCACUUUUCAGAGUAUAUCGCGUGAGGUAACAACCAACUAAUUAUUUACCAAAAAAAAGAAAAAAAAUUGUUACUAAAAAAAAUGCAAAAAAAAAAGUUUGCCUAAGAGUUGGAUAGGAAUUUGGAAGUACUGUAACGAGAAGGAGCCUUAUGGUGAGUGUACAGAAGGCUCCAUUUUGCUGAUCUCGUCCUUGUCCAAUGUUUGUUUUGAAUUGUUAGUUUUAAUUAUUGAUAUUAAAAUUUUUUUUUUUUCUGGAAAGGGUGUUUGUGAGAAAAAAAAAAGACUUUCGAGGACAGAUUUUUUUUCUUUCUCUCUCUUUCUCGAAAGGUCACAAAUAUCCCGGAAAUAAAAGGGAAAAAAACAUGAUCUGUGACUCUGUGUUAUAAAGAAAAUUAUUUUUUUUUCUUUUCAAAUGUUAUUGUUAAUGUUAAAGCAAAACAUUAUAUUUAAAAAACAACAACUCUAGGAUUUGCCGUAGUGUUAGUCAUUUUGCUAAGGAUAUUGUGAAGGAUGUUUCAAAAGAAAAAAAA
Messenger RNA from Penaeus monodon (black tiger shrimp), 4250 nucleotides. Its product is annotated as ribonucleoprotein PTB-binding 1-like. The transcript is spliced from 7 exons. Bases 1 to 2364 code for a protein of 787 amino acids. The record is from RefSeq and is a predicted model, not a curated record. NCBI's taxonomy places the organism in Eukaryota, Metazoa, Arthropoda, Malacostraca, Decapoda, Penaeidae. Gene Ontology annotation, molecular function: RNA binding.